AGUUGUUGACCGGAAGUAGACUUCGAGCCACACUUUUCUAUCAGCUCCGUGGCAUUUUGCAGCCCAGGCUGUCUGCUGCUGCUGGCUUUGCACUCAACUCACGGCCGUAAGCACCGGCAGGAAUGGAGGAAGACGGAAUUAUGUAAUCAGCGCAUGGAUUUACCCCAAACAAAUGUAUGAGGACAGUUAUAGGAGCCAAGACACAAGACCGCCACAGCAUAAUGACACAAAGGCCCUUCCAGACCUCUGAGAUGAUGUGCAGAAGCACAUUGUGAGUAAUGUGAUCGGAGGGGUAAGGGAAUGCAGACUUGCCAGCUAUAGCUUGUAUGCAAGCGUGAUGCCCAGGCGGGGGUUGACGCUCCAGGGCCGGGUCCGCUGGCUCUUCCUGGGCCUCUUCCUGCUGCUGGUGCUGCUGCUAUUCGCAUACCUGCUGGAGUGCACCCCUCCAGCAGACGUCAGCCUGGCGCUGCCCGGUAUAGCAGGGGAGACCUACGGGAAGGAGUACUACCAGGCCCUGCUGCAGGAACAGGAAGAGCGCCACCUGAACCGGGCCACCAGUCUCAAGCGCCAGAUUGCCCAGCUCAAGCAGGAGCUGCAGGAAAUGGGCGAGAAGCUCAAGCUCCUGCAGGAGAAGAAGGAGCUCCCUGGGGUGCAGGGCCUGGCAGAGACAAAAGACCAAGAGCCGGGAGACCUGCUGGAGUACCUGCACUCUCAGAUCGACAAGGCUGAGGUUAACACCGGGGCCCGCCUCCCCAGCGAGUACGCCCUGGUGCCCUUUGAGAGUUUCACUUCGUCCAAGGUGUACCAGCUGGAGAUGGGGCUGACGCGGCACCCAGAGGAGAAACCCGUCCGCAAAGACCGCCGGGACGAGCUGGUGGAGGUCAUGGAGGCUGCGCUGGACAUUAUCAACAACCCCGAUGAGGAGGAUGGUGUCGAGGAAGACAUGCCGAUGCAGAGACAAACCUACACAGAGGGUCACUUUACUGAAGGACUGUACAGGACCGAGCGAGACAAAGGGACUCUUUACGAGCUCUUCUUUGCUAAAGAGGAUUCCAGCAGCUUCCGACAUGUCACGCUCUUCAGGCCCUUUGGCCCCUUAAUGAAAGUCAGGAGCACAUCUGUAGAAACAUCAGCAAUGAUUAUCAACAUCAUUGUACCGCUGGCAGGCAGAGUAGAAACUUUCUCACAGUUCUUGCACAACUUCAGGGAGGUGUGCAUUCAGCACGACAGACGAGUACAUCUCACAGUGGUUUAUUUUGGUCCGGAAGGCCUGCAGGAGGUGAAGUCGUCUUUGGAAAAAAUGUCGAGGGAGGAGAGCUUCUCCAAUCACACUCUGAUCCCCGUGGACGAGGAGUUUUCGCGGGGUCGUGGUCUGGACAUCGGCGCCCGCGCCUGGAAGAAAGGCGACGUCUUAAUGUUUUUUUGUGACGUUGACAUCCAUUUUACACUCGAGUUCCUGAACACGUGUCGCCUCCACGCUGCCCCAAAUAAGAAAGUUUUCUAUCCAGUGGUGUUCAGUCUCUACAAUCCUGCCAUAGUCUAUGGGAAUUUGGAGCUGGCUCCACCCACUGAACUCCAACUGAUUCACAAAAAAGAUGCUGGGUUCUGGAGGGAUUUCGGCUUCGGAAUGACGUGCCAGUAUCGCUCGGAUUUCCUAAAUAUCGGUGGGUUCGAUCUCGAAGUCAAAGGCUGGGGUGUGGAGGACGUGCACUUGUACAGGAAGUAUCUCCGGAGCGAGCUGAUCGUGAUGCGGACGCCGGUCUCCGGCCUCUUCCACCUGUGGCACGAGAAGCAGUGUGCGGACGAGCUGACCCCGGAGCAGUACCGCAUGUGCAUCCAGUCCAAAGCCAUGAACGAGGCCUCCCACUCGCACCUGGGCAUGCUCGUCUUCCGGGACGAGAUCGAGGCUCACUUACGCAAGCAGGCCUUCAAGACUCAGACCAAGACCGAGGACUGACCCCCCUCCUCCCCCCAGUCCGAUGUUAAGACUUUGAGGUGCUGACAACCAUCGCACUACAGCACAGACAUGUUUACAUGGAUCCGUCUGCAUUUCACCGCACAGCUGUAGACUAAAUGAAUGUACAGAGAUGAUGAACAUUUCUCAAUGUGAAACCUAACAUGGUGCAACAGCUUACUCAAACAACUGGCUAAUAUUUAACUUGCUGGAUGAGAACUAACAAGUAUUAUAUAUCCCAUGGAUUUAGGUGGCCAUUGUGUUUCAUGCCGGUUUUCUAACUUGGAAACCACAACUUCUCAUUAAUCCGUCCUGCCUGCUUCCACCUGACUUGGAACCAGUUUCUUCACCAUCAUUACCAUCAUAAUAACCCACCCCACCCCCCACAAGAUCAAAUACAACCAGCUGUUGAUGUGAAGAGUGGCUUUUUAACGGAGAGCCAUUACAAAAGUGUAAUAAGUCCAACUAUAGAACUAUUUAUUUACUGUUGACAAAAGGAAAAAUAAGAAGUUGCACUUUGUUUCAAUGGAGGUUUAAAAAAAAAAGGCAAGUUGACCCCAAAAGAACCAGAACAUUUCUGAUCCGUCCAAGUUUAACUUGCCGUUGCAGUAUAUUGGCGGUUGUGUAUGAAGUCGUUCUGUUAAUAUAUUUAUAGGUUGUUUCAGACUGGCAAUGUGGUUUUUAAAAAAAAGGGAAGUGUUUUGAGAGUCACUAUCUUCCUUUGAAGACGGCUCCUAAGUGACCAGUUUAUUAAUAGAGGAGCAUGAUUUAAUAAUGUUACUAAAGAGCAAAGCUUAUAGCAUGCAGCGCUAUGAUAUCAGGUCUUUGUGGACCAGUAUUAGUCUAAAUAACAUUAACAAGAUGUCCUUUAUGCUCAGUGAGUGGCUCACAGCGUUAUGAUUCCUAAUACUGGACUGGAGUUUGAAUGUUACUCUUGUAAAUACCUUUUCUAAUAUUUGUGUUUCAUACUGUGCUUUAAAGUGACACGAAAUGCUUUUGAAUUUUGAGUCCAUCUCAUAAUGAGAGGAUGUUGUUAGAGGCGGGAUGUCGAAUCCCAUCGUAGAGCAGGCAAGAAGUGCUUUAUUUUUUCUCAGUGAAAGCAGGUUAUUCAUGCAUCUCAUCCUGUAUUCUUUUUAAUUCAUGUUUUGCUAAUAUUACAGCAUUUUUGUAGAUAUACAUUUUUCCUCACGCUGCAGGGGAAUUGUUCCAUGUCUUCCUCUCGGCAGUACACGACAAUUCAAAACAGAACGAGGAAGAAUGUAAGGAAAUGAUUUAUUUAGAAAUGUUGGCCAUUAAAUAAAACUUCCAGAAGGCUGCAUUAACCGCUAUAAUAAGUCAUCGUCAUUUCUGCUGUUGGCAUUUGCUUUGAUUAUCCAUAAUCAGUGCUAUAAUUUAUACUAUAAAAUGUAAUAUCAAACACGCACUUGUGUCCUUG
Messenger RNA from Cyclopterus lumpus (lumpfish), 3389 nucleotides. It is a transcript of the gene csgalnact2, whose product is annotated as chondroitin sulfate N-acetylgalactosaminyltransferase 2. Gene Ontology annotation, cellular component: Golgi cisterna membrane. The coding region runs from base 338 to 1957 and encodes 539 amino acids. NCBI's taxonomy places the organism in Eukaryota, Metazoa, Chordata, Actinopteri, Perciformes, Cyclopteridae. Gene Ontology annotation, molecular function: glucuronosyl-N-acetylgalactosaminyl-proteoglycan 4-beta-N-acetylgalactosaminyltransferase activity. The record is from RefSeq and is a predicted model, not a curated record. The transcript has 8 exons.